AUGAACGGGUAUCAGGAGAGCGAGCUUGAGGGAGAUCUGAAGACGGAGGAGGUGGCGGCGCAGGAGCUCAAAUCGGAUAAACGCCACCAGCGGAACCCUGCGUGCCGGGUCUACGUUAGUAACCUCGCCUGGCGGACGACGUGGCGCGGUCUGAAGGACCACAUGCGCAGCGCCGGCGAAGUCACCUACGCAGACGUUUACUUAGACAAAGAGACGCGGCGCUCGAGGGGUUGUGGGGUGGUGGAAUAUGAGGACGAGGCCUCAGCGCAACGGGCGAUACGUGAGUUGAACGAAACCACUUUGGACGGCCGUCAAAUCUACGUGCGAGAGGAUCGCCACUAG
Cyanidioschyzon merolae strain 10D is the source of this 342-nucleotide messenger RNA. Its product is annotated as similar to single-stranded telomeric DNA-binding protein Gbp1. Gene Ontology annotation, molecular function: mRNA binding. The coding region runs from base 1 to 342 and encodes 113 amino acids. The record is from RefSeq and is a predicted model, not a curated record. Gene Ontology annotation, cellular component: nucleus; cytoplasm. The transcript has a single exon. NCBI's taxonomy places the organism in Eukaryota, Rhodophyta, Bangiophyceae, Cyanidiales, Cyanidiaceae.